Aspergillus versicolor CBS 583.65 is the source of this 945-nucleotide messenger RNA. Its product is annotated as 2EXR domain-containing protein. The record is from RefSeq and is a predicted model, not a curated record. The transcript has a single exon. NCBI's taxonomy places the organism in Eukaryota, Fungi, Ascomycota, Eurotiomycetes, Eurotiales, Aspergillaceae. The coding region runs from base 47 to 919 and encodes 290 amino acids.
AUUUCCUCAUUUUUAAUCCAAACACACAUGAAUAUACGUUAUCAGCAUGUCAAACUUUGGGAAGACCUUUCAUCUGUUUCCCAUACUCCCCGCUGAAAUCCGACUGGCGAUCUGGCGCCUCUGCCUCCCGCACAAUCGCGUCAUGGAACUCGACGGCCAAACCGAGGACCUGAUCUGGGAAGAGUGCCCAUGCAGCAAAAACUGGCAAAUAUCAUGGACAAAUCGGGCUCCGCCUCUCAUCACGCGCGUAUGCCACGAGUCGAGAGCUGUUGCAUUUGAGACCGGCGCCCCGCAACAACUGCCAGACCACACGAACCCAGAUACAGAGCAGUUCAGCAAUUCUCAGAUUGAUAACCCUUGGCUGGACAUCGUCCACGACUCAGUCCACCUUAACUGGGAGCCUUGGGUGGAUAUCGAUUGGCAAAGCUAUGACUGGGGAGAUCCUGUGCGCUGUCUUAUAGCGACUGCAGCGCGGACCCGCUCCGGCAGGGCAUCUAUCAUGUUGAGUCUGCUGCAGGUCUUUCAGCAUCGUGAGCGUCCGGAGGAGUCUGAUCCGCAGUUCAGGUGGACGAGGUGUGGCCUUGCAGGCCUGAUGCGCACCCGGGAAAGCUGGGACGUGGUGAUCUUGGAACCUGUUAUUAUACAUGCUGCUGUGGAGGCUGCUGCGGGCCCGUUUGGACUUCUGGCGGACGCGCGAGUGCAGCUGGUUGACGCGGAUGAUAGUGAAAGAAUUAAUACAUUCAUGGACCUUGAGAAGAUGCCAGGUGUUACUAUUAUGCCUAGGCUUGGGCAGGAAGACCUAGCUACUGGCAAACAGGAGUUAAGAGAUGCCGUCAGGGCAGUCUUUGGGUCAGAGGAUAAGGCUCCAGUACUGCGUCCGGUUGUCAUGUUUCGACUUUGUACAAAGACAUGUAUGUAGUGCUAUGAAGGAUGGUUGGACUAGAA